Messenger RNA from Notodromas monacha, 2529 nucleotides. The record is from the annotation of a GenBank genome assembly. Lineage: Eukaryota; Metazoa; Arthropoda; Ostracoda; Podocopida; Cyprididae.
AUGGAGUCAAGGCGCGUUGUGGGCGGCAUGGCAUCUGGUGUUAGGAAUGAUGCUGAAGUUCCUGAAGCGUUGAAGAAAGAUAUCAGUGGUACUUGGGUUGAUCAUCCUCUCGUCAUUGUUUGCGUCAAUCUUAACUUGUUUGGUUUUCUUCGCUUCGUAGACGAGCUGAACGAGUUGUUGGACAAGAUGAAGGUAAUCUACGUCCAAGUUCGUGCAAAGCGAUCACGUGAUGACGUAGCGGAAGCUGAAAAGAUGCUUCAAAAAACGUUAUCUCCAACAUCAGAGUUACAAGAACAAUUGGGUCCAUUAACUGUUGGGCAGCGUGAACGUCUUGAGAAAUUUCUACAGUUAAUUCGAAGUGAUUACGUUGCGGAAGCAGAAUUGCAGGGGAUGGAACGUGAAGGAACGAAAUGCGUGCUAAGUUCGAAGAUCGACGAGGAAACUGACCGUUUAAAUCGGGCUCAAGACUUGAAAUUGUGCGCAGAGCAGAUAUUGGAAACAGCAUUCGAUAAGACUUUGAUUGUUGAUUCAGCGGAUUUGAAUGCUGGAAUAGGGGCCGGCAGACGUUAUUUUGUUGAAGGGAUUUCGUAUGUUCAGAGAGUGAUAGAUGGAUUGACUGUCUUGUCAUUUCGAGAUGCUGAAUUGGUUCUUGGGCCACGCGAUGCUUUACUGAGGUGUUGGGAGGCUGAUACGAAGUUGAAUCAGAUUAAACCUCCAACUUGUCAUGCUGGCUUUAACGCUGAAAUUUUGACCGGUUCAGUAGUGGAUAGUUGUUCCAACUUGGCUGUCGGUUUGAUUGAUGAUGAUACGGCGUUUUCUGACGAGGUUUUAAGUGAUGAUGAACUUUUACGCGUUUUUCGUCCUACUCGUUUUAUACCAACGGAUAUAUUGUCGUAUUCCCGAAAGGCUGUUCAAGCAAUGAAAAUCACGCCGCAGUUGUUGAACAAAUUGGGUGGCUGGAAGAUUCCACUGCCGAUCCCGGGUUGCGUUGCCGAGGAUUACGAUUUUAACACCGAUGAUUACGCGCCAGUUGAUGAAGAACUUAUUGAGAAUUCGGAGUUUCCUGCGGUAAUGAUCUUGGGUACCUCAAUGGUUUCUACUUUUAAUCUGACACGAUAUCGUCGUUGUCUUAAAACUCGCGUCCAUUCUCCGCAACGAGUUCGCUACCCGUGUCCUAAUUACGCCUACUUGACAAAGGGCAUGAAUGUAUCCAUAAGCGGUUGGAGUUUUGUAACGCGGAAGAAUCAUCUGGAGAUGCCGGAUUUGCGUAAAGUGAUCUGGAAGGGUCUUCGUUUGGGCCCUAAGUUUGCUUUUUCUCAAAUCUACUUGCGUGGAGGCACUAACGACAUAAAACAACUGUGCACGUAUAAGAACUUUAAUCCACGCCUGGCUAAUUUUGGUCUUUUCUUUUCUAAAUAUGAGUCGUAUAUUCGGGAAAUUGUGACUGAAUUUCGGUGCAGCGUUUUUGCUCUUGGAGCUUCACCGCCUGCACCUCAACCUUUAUUGGAUAGUCUGCAAAGCGCUAUUUUGGAAGCGGAUAAGGAUGGUAUGCCGUUGAUUCCAUUACGAUCUGAUGGGAAUGUUAACGUGGACAAAGAGGCGCGAGAACGUGCUGCUCGGGCUUAUCAAAGGAUGUUGUAUCUUCGUCUAAAGCAAGUUGAAGGGACAAAGUUUGUUGUUAAUAAGGAGCAACUCUUAUUCUGGAUGUCGCUGCCAACUCCUAUUGAGGCGUUGAGUGCAUACAGUCGAGGGCGGGGUCAUUUGGAUGAUUUUGGUCAUCUUCUGCAAACGGCUUCGUUAAUCUUCGCAAAGUAUCAUUGUUUGGCAAUAUGGAGAGGUAUUAGGUGUCUGCCAGGUUAUGGGAACAUGAUUGGUAGGGGCUGCUCAGGAGGAUGCCCUAUCUUUCUGGAUGAUGGGUCAAUUCAAGAAGGUAUUAUCCCGGAAGUAGCUCAUCAGCAUUCGGGAAGUUUUGGACCUGUUAUAAACUGCAUUGGGCCUCUGCUCACUGGUGUGAAAUGGGAUUCUCUUGAACUUGGAAAGUACGAUUAUGACGAAUGUUUCACUACGGAUGUGGCGUUGUCAUCUAGCGAUUCUUCCCGAACCUUGGAGGUGGGGGAUAUUGUAAAGAUUCGCGAUGUUCCUGGAUUUCGGAUAAUAGUGUCGCGUUCCGCAGCUGGUGUAUGGUCUGUUGGGUUGAAUGGGCGCUUGUUUAGCAAAUUGCAAGAUGUCUCCCCAGCUAUUGGGGUUUUUUCUUGUUAAAUGGUUUCAGUCGAUGAAAUGUUAAGAAUUGUUUUACGAGAAUUUGUGAUUGAUUAAUGGUAUCAUUUUAAGUUUUUUGAACGGGUAAUCUGGUGAUGUUAUGAACUCUGUUUGAGGGAAAAAGAAGAAAAUCGUGUUAACUGUUUUUCAUAUUCGGGUAAAUUGUUUUGAAGUUCCCCUUUUUUUUUUUUAUUCGUUAUGGAAUGUGUUUCAAGAGCUUUUGUUGUCACUAUUCUCGUUGAUCCGAAUAAUGAAUUUGUUUAUCGCACA